CGGCGUAGUUACAUAUGUUCAGAAAUCAUGAACAGCGGUGCACUUUACGCGGUAAAAGACUGCGGUGUCUGUGCAAAGAAAAUGUGCAGAUCUCAAUGAAUAGCGGCUCGAGAACAUCCUCUUUGAAAGUCUCUUAGAAAUACGCGGAAAUGGCCGGGUUCCUGGCAAACAUCGCGAGGGCAACUGUAUCGUCCGUGCUGACAUGCCCCAGAGCGGUGAUCCAACAGGUCAAACCAUCCCCGCUGCUUUCCACCGCACUUGCCAUGGCAUCCGUGGACAUGCAGUGUGGUCGUACCCGUACCAUGCGGGCAUCACGCAGGAUCAGAGGCUACCCGCGUCCGUUACUCAAGAACAUUGUCCGACCCGAGCCGUGUAAAUACGGCUUCAUCCCCCUGUUGCCCAAAGACGGAAAGUAUACUACCGAGAAGCUUCCGAUUCGCAAGCUCGGAGGUCGACACCCGGAAACAGGCAGAGUUGUGGUGUCCACGAUUGGAGGAGGCAUGAAACGUUAUUUCCGCUGGGUCGACUACAAAAGGGUGGGUCCGGAGAGCGCAUCUGAGACACUAUUGCGAGAGAAGGUGUAUCAGGUAAGGUACGACCCCUGUCGAACGGCACGCAUCGCUCUGGUAGCCAACGGAGACCAGAAGCGCUGGGUGAUCGCAACACAGAACAUCAAGCCGGGUGAUACCAUCACCACGAGUGGCCAUAUUCCGAGGAUACCUGUUCGCCCUAAGGAAGGCGAUGCACACCCUCUUGGGGCUCUCCCUAUCGGUACCAUCGUGCACAACAUUGAGAAGUAUCCCAACGAAGGUGGAAGUUGGUGCCGGGCUGCAGGGGCGUCAGCGCAGAUUCUAAGGAAGGUUGACAAGCGUGUCAUUAUCCAAUUGCCUUCCAAAGUAGAGGUGUCCGUGAGCGAGAAGUGCAUGGCCGUUGUUGGGCAGGUGUCCAAUGCAGAUCGCAUGACCAAAUUCUAUCCCAUUGGGAGCCCCAGGAGAAUGCGCCGGUUGGGACAUAGGCCGAGGUCAGGCUUCUGGCAUCGAAAAGAUGGUUACUGCGGGCGCAAGAUCAGGCCACUGCCCCCGGUCAAGGUGUUUCCACUGAAGAAGCCUGCAAGAGAAGCCUACAACCUCGCAGCUCUUGACUAGACUCGUAUAUUUCAUGGUUAGUUUUUACAUGUUGAAAAAUAAAAAUCUGGUCCUCGCAAAGAC
This is a messenger RNA of Ornithodoros turicata, 1208 nucleotides long. RefSeq names its product large ribosomal subunit protein uL2m-like (gene mRpL2). Gene Ontology annotation, molecular function: structural constituent of ribosome; RNA binding. NCBI's taxonomy places the organism in Eukaryota, Metazoa, Arthropoda, Arachnida, Ixodida, Argasidae. The record is from RefSeq and is a predicted model, not a curated record. Gene Ontology annotation, biological process: mitochondrial translation. Gene Ontology annotation, cellular component: mitochondrial large ribosomal subunit; ribosome. The transcript has 6 exons. The coding region runs from base 150 to 1145 and encodes 331 amino acids.